GCGCCAGUCUUGCCCAACCGAAGUUGCAUCCCCCAACGCGACCAGGGAUCGCCCGAAGUUGCGAAGGCGACCCGGCCGCUCCACCUGAAGCCUCGCCGAGGCCCCGCCCCUCCCCUCCGCCUGGUCGGGACUGUUGGAACGUUGGCGUCUCCAGGGUGACUCGACGCUUUCCUUUCCACCCCUCCGCGGGACAGGUGUCGUGGCCGAGCCCCCGUUUUCCGCGCCGAGACCUCGGGCGGAGAGACAGCUGGUGGGGAUGCCGCUGAAAGUAGUGGUGGAGCUGCAGAUCCAUGCGAUAUCUUGCCCUGGUGUAUAUUUGACAGAGAAGAACGAUGUUUAUCUCACUGUCUGUAUUCUGGGUCAGUGCAAGGAGACCGAUUGCCUUCCUCCAAUGUUCCCUCUCUUGUUUCAUGAGAAAAUGUGGUUUGAGAAGGUAUUUGAAAAUGCUACAGAUCCUAUUACUGUUGUAGAGCUGCUAGAAAAAAAUGUGACAAAGUUUCGAUUAUCUGAACUGAUACCUUCAGAUGGAAAAGAGCUGGCAUUUUAUGAAACAAACACUCGGUAUUUUCUAUUUCCUGAGCCAAAGCUGACUCCUUCCUAUCCUGGAGUGGAUCGAGAGAUAUUAAUGAACAUCUACCCUUCUUUCCCGGGCAUUGCACCAAAAUUAGAAUUUUCAACAAGAACAACUAUUACAGAGCUUCCGCUUCUUCCCAGCAAGUGGUAUAGUGAUCGCAAUAAAAUCAAGUUACAAGGGGGGCCUUCGACAUCACCUGAAAAAAGGAACAUCUCACCAGUGCAACAUAAGGCAGCAAAAAGUCGGAACUGUAAGAGACUUUCGAGGUCAUUGGAGUCCCGCUCCUCGUCCCCAAGCCCGAGAAGGCGUCUCCAGGAAGUCUGCAGAGAUAAGCACCAGCCACCAUCUUCCCUGAACCUGAGAGGUGUUCGGUUCAAAACAGAAGUGGACCACCGGCCACCUUUCGUAGUUAGGCAUGUGGAUGCUUCUAAAGGAUUUUCUGAGGAAGUUCUGUCUCCCUUACCAUAUCGAAAUGCAAGACAGGGUACCAACACUUCAAGAAAUCCUCACAAAUACCAGUUGAAACGAGCAAUAUCGUUUGAUAGUUGGAAAACCACAUCUCCAGCUGCUAAGAUUAUCAGAGAACCGGCGGAAGGCCAGAAUUUGGAUUACGAGUCACCAUUUCAUGAAGCAAAGACAUCUGCUGCCACUUAUGCAUGGAAGACCCCUGGUCUUUGCCACAGAAGUCCUUUCCCAAACCAUUAUGAGUCAUCAAGUCCUAGUGGGAGAUGGGCAUCUCUCCAGCACAGAUUAUACUCCAGCCCCAAUUCCACCUGGGAGGAGAUUAAUGAGAGAGUGAGGAAUCUGCUUACCUCUCCUGAAGCCAGGGAAAGGCUUUCCAUUGGAGCCACUGAUUUUGAGAUUGAUGAUGUCCUUGAGAGAAGGUCCAUCUCUUUGAGGAGUUCCCCACACUGUGACUCAACAGAACAGAGAUACAGCUUGUAGUUAUGGUUGGCAAGAAAGAGUGCCAUGGCUUUGAGAUAGAGCCCGGAAGAUUUAUUGCUGGCAAGGUCUUCACCGCAAAAUGAAGAUGAUGGAAAGUUCAUUCUCAGCAUGAAGUUAUGUCAACAUUGAUUUGAACACAAGUCACCGCUGUAUGGUUGUGUUGAUUAAACUGAGGAUUUAUACGUUUUGAAA
Molecule: messenger RNA, 1711 nt
Organism: Crotalus tigris (Tiger rattlesnake)
Lineage: Eukaryota; Metazoa; Chordata; Lepidosauria; Squamata; Viperidae
Gene: SPATA6L
Product: spermatogenesis associated 6 like
Exons: 13
Coding region: 257-1519 (420 amino acids)
Biological process (GO): spermatogenesis
Molecular function (GO): myosin light chain binding
Source: RefSeq, a predicted model, not a curated record